CAAACCCAGCUGAUAAUUUCUGCCCGAAGUGGGAGGAAACACGGAUUGCUUUCCACUGCUGUGUACAUGGGUGAGGAUCUUAUUAUAAAGAGGAAAAUGGCAGCAGUUAUAGGAAAUCCAGGAAGUUCCCAACCCAUCCUAUUCCCCGCUCGUGUACCCCCUGAAGUCCAAACACUAACGAAAGCAGCCAAUAAGAUGGACAAACCAUUGUUUCGCAAGAUGAUCAAAUUGGCACUGGGGUAUCUCCAGGGAACUCUAACCCCAGAAGAAUGUGAGGCAAGCAUGCAACAGUUGUGUGAAUCCAGUAGCCCUUCAGUAAAUGAAGAAACUGUAAUGAAUGUAAGCAUACAGUAUGCAGGUGUUAUUACAUUACUAAGGACAGCUCUGAGGAUAAAUACAGUAACAACUCGACAAGACAUGCUGGCUGUGGAUCUUAAAAAUCUGGGGUUGCCAGAGGAAUUUGCUUCAGAUGUCUGUAAGGUUGUGUAUGGUCCUGCUCGUCCAGAUAUCGACUCCCAGCUGAUUGCUGCUUCCCCAUCACUUCCACAUUUGAGUAAUCUUGAGUGGAGAGUAGAAGUCACAAUUUCUACGAGCUGGUUGUCUCGUGUACUGGAGCCUGUUGUUAUGAUGAGGAUAAGCACAAGUGAUGGAGCUCUGCACACAUUUCAAGUUCCCCUCUCAAAAUUUCAUCAACUUAGGUUUACUGUUGCCAAUCUUCUACGGCAGAUGGAGGCUCUAAAAGAAUCGCCCCUCUGUAAAAAGUAGUUUCCCAAUUAUGAUUGCGUUGCUCGGAAUAUCCUUUGUUUAUUGCCAGGUUAAUUGAUUUCCUCUUUAAGUCUCAGUCUUUAUGGGUUAAAUAAAUAUGUAUAUUUAUAAAGAUCAAUUUUACUAUGCAUUCCAAAAACUGCCAAAAAAAUAAGUUUUGUAAUUUUUGAUAGGAGCUGAAUUCCAUUAUAAAGAAUAGAUUAUCUUUAAUUCCAAACAUUGAAAUACUAGUCAGUCCAUAAUGCCACAUUAUUAUUAUGGAUUUGAUCAUUAUUUGCAUACAUUACCUUGUAUUUACAUGUACAUACACUGCAUACAUUGUCUAAAUUAUUGUUCUGUAUAUAAAAAGUAUAUUAAUAUAAUGAUAUAUCUACUGAAAAUUGUUGCUACUCAAAUUGUAAGAAUAAAAGAGCUUUUUUUAAAUUUGUUUGAAUGGUGGUCGGAAUAGGUCAAUGCCAUGUUAUAUAUUUGUUCCUAAAAAGCCUUUUGACAAAUAUUGUAAUUGGUAAAUACAAAAUUCAAUCAGUUAAUAUUACAAAAAAUAAAUAUUGUUGAUUUAUCAUCUCAAGAAUAAACCAAAGGCCUAUAUAAACAUAUUUGUACUUAGUAAGCUUAACCCCUUGGCAACGGGUGUAGAAAACUAAAAAAAACUCUUCGCUCUGGCGAUCAAUGGCAACACGCCGACUUUGAGUGAGGGAGUUCGGUACAUCAAGCCGAAUCACCGCCUCGGA
Penaeus chinensis is the source of this 1496-nucleotide messenger RNA. It is a transcript of the gene LSm-4, whose product is annotated as COMM domain-containing protein 5-like. The coding region runs from base 67 to 765 and encodes 232 amino acids. The record is from RefSeq and is a predicted model, not a curated record. Gene Ontology annotation, cellular component: nucleus. The transcript has 6 exons. NCBI's taxonomy places the organism in Eukaryota, Metazoa, Arthropoda, Malacostraca, Decapoda, Penaeidae.